Molecule: messenger RNA, 963 nt
Organism: Rhinocladiella mackenziei CBS 650.93
Lineage: Eukaryota; Fungi; Ascomycota; Eurotiomycetes; Chaetothyriales; Herpotrichiellaceae
Exons: 3
Coding region: 1-963 (320 amino acids)
Source: RefSeq, a predicted model, not a curated record
AUGGCCUCGUCCUCGAACUUCCCUCUCCGUCAAACUGACCCAGAAACGCUACGCAUCGCACCACAAAAAGAUCCCCUUCCGAAGACAUGCUUACGUCUCUAUUCGGACGAGGACGCCGGGAGGCGACUGACAAAUGAAGAGUAUCGUCUCUCGCUCCUGAAUAACGGUCCUAUUCCCAACUUCGAUUGGAGAGCGGUGCCUCCUGCAGGUAUUGGACCGAAGUUUGAUGUCUUUGGGCGUGUGGAAGAGCUUCAGAAGUAUCUCCGCGAAAACACGUAUCCCAACCAGCGGGAAAAUAUCAUGGCAGCAAUCGACAUGUACAACAGGAAGGAGCUGCCGACACAGGACACACCCCGAGUUUACCUCCAAGAUGGGAAGCUAGUAGCUCCCACAAUGAACAACGUCCUACGACCCGAGCCGAUAUGGAGAGAGGGUUCUGGGAUUCAAUAUAUGCAAGCACAUGGCCAUUAUCAAGCGCUCCCUCGGCAAUCGUCGACUGUUUUCGGGUACAAUCCGGCCCUGGGUGGGGCAGAGAUUUUGCUCCGAGUGACUAUCCCUCCCCAUCUGGGUGGAAAUGGGCUUCCUGUAGUGGUCCGAGCCUUGAACGACACCGGCAGCAAUAUCAUGACGCUUGAUUACAACGAGGCAUUGGGCGAUUUGGGAUGGCAACCUGCACUAUCUCCUCCACAACUAAUUCAAAUCACAACACCGGGAGCAGUGACACUGCAUGAGUCGAUUUCUGUUAUGGCGCAGGCCUGUGACUAUACCGGAGCUGCAUUUACAGGCCAGUUUGUGGAAGACGUCGUCCUUCGACAUUUCACGGGGGAAGAGGUUCGCUUGUCUGGUUCCGCAGUCCGCAAUCAACUAUACUUCGGCACUGCCCCAAGAUUGUCCAAUCUGUACGUCGCCCGGAACAAAACUCGGCAAUCACAGGUUCUUCCGAAUUUCAACCAAUUGCCUUGA